UGCAUAGCAAAAUUAAAUGGUGCUUCAUCGAGUUUUCAAAGUAUAAAACCCACGAGUUUCUUCAUACAUUAAAGUGAAUUGUUUUAAGUUAUGGAUUGUUGAGUUAUUAGUUCAAAAAUUAUGUAAUUACGUUGUGUUUGAAAGUGUUGUUUAUUGAAAUAACAAUUUCCCUCCAAAUAAUCUAUUGUGCUUGCCUAGUGAAAUUCUACUUCCGAUAAUAUGCCUCUGCUGAAGAAAAAGCCUCUUGAAAAGUAUACUAUCACAGACUAUCUUCGCGAUGACGAGGAGGUUUUUUAUUGUGAAAUCACAGAUGAAAUAUUUCGUGAUUAUGAGGAGUUCUCUGAAAGGAUGUUCUUGUACAAUUCGAUGGUAUGGACAUGUUCAAUGACAGGAAAACAAAAUUUGACCUACCAAGAAGCCCUGGAAAGUGAAGAAAAUGCAAAACAGAGUCUCAAAGAGUUCCCUGUUGAGCUGCGCUUGCCUAUUCUAUACUUGGCCAGCAAAACUUUAAGAACUUCUUUUGGUGAUAUGGCAGAAGAUGUGUUUAUGUAUGUCAAAGACAGGUAUUUUAUUGGUGAGAACUUAGAAACUUCCUUUACUGGAUCCAAGUGGAAGGAUUCUCAUGUUUUGCAAGUUAUUGCACCUCCAGCAGACAAAAUUGGGAGUCCCAAAAAAUCACAAAAAAAUGGGAACAACACUGAUCGAAACUAUUGGCCACCUGCUAACCUAUUCAAAUAUGAAAUUGAGCACCUUGAUGCAGAUGACAAUGAUAUAAGUGAAAUAAUGAUAGUUGACUGCAACCAGAUCCGUAGAAAAAAGACAUAUUUCAAUAGAGACAAAUGCAAGCUGUUCCUAAAACAGUAUGUGGAACAUGAUAGCACAGGACUUUUUGUGAUAAAACCUUCAGUGGUUGAAGAUUUUGGAUUGGCAAAGAUGAAGUUUGAUCAAAUUUUUGAUGGACCUCCUCCAAAUUUUGAGGUGUCCAAGAAAAGAGAAAAAACCCAGAAUGGUAAAAAGAAAUCCAAGCAAGAAACCCUAGCAAAAUUCUUGACAAAAAAUAAUGGGUCCAGCUCUGGAGGUACUAAAGAACCUGUUGCUGGUAAAAAAAAUCUUCUGGAGGAAAUGAAGAAGAGAGAACAAGAGUUCAAGGUAAAGAAACAGCUGAAGGAGGAGGAGAAAUUGGCUUUGAAGAAAAAACAUAAGUUGAACAGCAUCAAGUUGAAUAAUGUUGUUAAAGAUUGGUUGAAGCAGAAAGAAGAUUUGGAUUUGGAAGAUCAAAAGGUACUACCAGUCCCUAUCCCGGUGAAAUCCAAAGUGCCCGACGAGCAUUUCGGCGACAUGCUGAUGGUGAUGGAGUUCGUCGAUUCGUUCUCCAAGCUGCUCUCCACCAAGGACUUCUUUCCCGGCGGCUUCACCAUGGAGAUCAUGGAGAGAGCGCUCACAGAGAACGAGGUCGCCGGACCUCUCACCGACAUCAUCCAGAUGUUCCUCACCGCGCUGUUCAAUGCUCAGGACGAGGAGUCGGGGCAGUACAGGACGGCACUCGAAAGUGCAGCCGAAAUAAAAGAGGAAGAAGUAUCAAACAAUCUCAGUCUAACGGACGCCACGCGACUGGCAACAUUGGCCUCGAGUUGGAGCAACAGGUACCAAGGACUUCCUCUAGGCAGGUUACCCCUGUAUUCUGUCACCGUGUCCGAGAUUCUCAGAUUGCAUCUGCUCUCUUCUGGCGCCCGCAUCAACGAGACCGGGGCAAAAUGGAGGUAUGCCCAAAGAGGUGGAUAUACCAGCGAGGACGAUCCAGGAUUGCACUUACGUUUGCACCAACCUCACAUCCUGAGAUCUCUGGGUGUUCACAACGUCGUCCAGCUGCCCAUGUGUGACAAGCUGCAGAUUUUGUCAUGCCUCAUCAAUCAGCUGUUGACGUACGCCGACGUCAGAGAUAUAGUCGAGGAGAGAUUGGACAAAAGCAAACAGUUGAAGUCUGAUUUGAAAACGGUUCAAGUGGCAGAGAAAAAACGUGAACAGGAAUUCGUCACUGCCAAGUAUAAGCUUCAAAAAGAAAUGAAAGAAGACCCGGCAGGACUCAAAGAGGCUUUGGAAAAGUUGGAAAAAGAAGCCGAGAAGAAACAAAUUGAAAAUUCGAGGAAGAUCAGCAAGUUGAUGAAGAGUGUUUAUGAUGAACAAUCACAGAUUGGGACCGAUAGAGCUUACCGGAGAUACCUCCGGCUGGAAUCCGUACCAGGAAUUUUCGUGAACGUCGAGGAACUGAAUGCCGGCGAGUGCAAAACCGAAAUGACCCGGCAAAACGCCGAUUUGGUGAACGCCACGCGGCAGCAGCUGCUCAACCACUUGCGGAAGAUCCACAUCGAGGGGGCUGAUGGCGAGAACAAGGCGAGAUCACCGAAAAAGAACGGUUCUUUGACGUCAAUGUCUUCUCAAGACCUCCAAGCUCACUCAGAUCUUCUCAUGUGCUCUACAAACUCCACGACCUGCAAGGUCCAUUCGUCGUCUAUCGACCAUCCUCGAUGGUCGUUCUUCCACGACGAGUACAGUUUGGAGGAGCUAUCGGGGGCGCUGAAUCCGCGAGGGAGACGCGAAGGCGAGCUGCUGCGCACGCUCAAGAACGACGACGACCGGCUGAGGCGCGUAGUGCAACAUACGCCCGUCAGAGGGCUCAACGGCGAGGUGGAGAUCGCUGUAAAGGAGGAGGACGACCAGAAGCCGGUGUCCAGGAACAACAAAAAGGGCAAGGACCGCUACGAGGACGCCAACUUAGGGUACCCGCCCUCCGUGCCGCCAGAGGGCGCAUUGGAAUCCGCCCUGCUCGACAACCUGCUGGAGAUGGAGGAGAAGAUCUACGGGGGGGGAUUGGGGCUGUUGGCCGUCAAGGAUAGGGACGAGUGGCGCGGCUGUCUCACCGCGAAGCGGUACGACGAUCUGGACAAGGGGAUCGUGAAGAGGGAGAAGGGGAAGGUGUCGAAAGUGAAAAAGGGUGAGAAGACGAAGAACGGCAGCCGCCCCACCACCCCAGAGUCCACCCCUAGAAGCGAGCUCAAGGAGUACCAGGACCCCGGCAGAUUUUUGGGGACGGCCGCCGAAACGGAAGCCCUGGGGCAGUCCGAGAGGCUGCAGAAGUCCGUCAAGGGGCUGGCAGUCGCCUUGGCGCAGGUCGCUCAGGCUGUCGAUCCCAAAUACCUGAAGAAACCCUUGGGUAUGGCGGAUCUAACUAAAACCGACAAAAAACAAGACUACGACUACCUGGACAGAUGGGAGCAGUCCCUUUUGGCAUCGACCAGCUACAGUCAAGUGUUCCUCCACUACGGCAUCUUGGACUCGUGCGUAAUGUGGUCGAGGUCGGCCCUUUUGGCCAGAUGCAGGAUAUGCCACAGGCAGAAGGACUCCGAGAACAUGCUGCUGUGCGACAAUUGCAAUCUGGGCCAUCAUCUGUACUGUUUGAAACCCAAAUUGACGACAAUACCCAAAGGCGACUGGUUCUGUGACAAAUGUAACAAGGAAAAAGAGAAACAAGCGUUGCUCCUGAGCCCUCAGCCGACUCCCGCCAAAAAACGAAGGAUAUUCAGGGACGAGGACAUCGAAGAGGAAGAGGAGAGCAGCGGUGGGGAAGAGGAGGAAGAGGACGAGCCGGACGAAGAAUCGGAAGACGAAAUGGAAGCAGACGAAGACCUGCCUAACGGGGAUUCAAAAAUGGACCUUUGUGCGACCUGUCAGUUUGGCGGCGAAUUGAUAACGUGCGAAAAGUGUUCAUCGUAUUAUCACCUAGAGUGCUGUGACCCCCCCAUGAGGAGGGCGCCCCGUGGAUCGUGGCAAUGCCAUUCGUGCAAAGGGUUCAAAGAGACCAAGGAGAGGAGUGAUAGGAGGGAUAACAAGAAUGAUUCCGUUUAUUCGGAUUCUGGAGACGAGAUCGUCCACCAGAAGCGGUCGCAACGUAAAGAGGGCGACAGAAUGGACCUGCCCUUACACAAUGUGGCGCUGCAAGAGCUCCUCGCCGAGGUUAUGAAGCAGGAGGAGGCGUGGCCCUUUCUCAGGCCCGUCCAGAAGACGGAGGUACCUGAUUAUUAUGAUGUGAUUUCCAAACCAAUGGAUUUCGGGACGAUAAAAUACAAAUUGAAUAUGGGCCAAUACAGGGAGGACAGCGAGCUGAUGCGAGACGUCGUUUUGGUCUUCGAAAAUUGCAACACGUACAAUGACACGGACGCCGAAGUGUACAGAUGUGGGGUCAAGUUGUUGAAGUUUUUCGAGAAAAGGGCCAAAGAUUUGGGAUUGAAGUUGCCCGAGGAGAUGGAAAGUGACGACUGUCGACCCACCAAAAGCAAAAAGCGGAGAACUAAAUGAAAAUGAUAUUUGUUUAAUUUAUUUUUUACACUUAUACUGCUUUCCAUCUGUAUGUAUUAAUUAACACUGUCCCUGUAUUAGAUCAUUAUUUUCUAUUUCCUCGUCUUUACAUAAUUUUAAAUUCGUAGUUUUUCCUGUUUUAGUAGGGACGCACUAUUUAUAAUAAAAUUAUACGAAAUUA
This is a messenger RNA of Phaedon cochleariae (mustard beetle), 4534 nucleotides long. The record is from the annotation of a GenBank genome assembly. Lineage: Eukaryota; Metazoa; Arthropoda; Insecta; Coleoptera; Chrysomelidae.